This is a messenger RNA of Misgurnus anguillicaudatus (oriental weatherfish), 2603 nucleotides long. It is a transcript of the gene cysltr1, whose product is annotated as cysteinyl leukotriene receptor 1. The record is from RefSeq and is a predicted model, not a curated record. Lineage: Eukaryota; Metazoa; Chordata; Actinopteri; Cypriniformes; Cobitidae. Gene Ontology annotation, cellular component: plasma membrane. Gene Ontology annotation, biological process: G protein-coupled receptor signaling pathway. Gene Ontology annotation, molecular function: leukotriene receptor activity.
UUAUGUAAAUGUGCAGUAAGGAGGCGUGACACUGACGCGAUCAUUCUCAUACUGUCAGCUCCUGUUCUUCAAACUGUCGGUGGUUAUUGUGAGGGACACGGAUCAUCUGAAGACGGAAAGAUAACGAAAGACCUAUACAACUAUGGCUCUACAAAAUGUAACAUUGGCAAAUCAUAAUGAAACACAGUGCCCCUCAAUUGAUGAUUUCCGUAACCAAGUCUAUUCCACGGUGUAUUCAAUCAUCACCGUCUUUGGGUUGAUGGGUAACGGCUUUGCACUCUAUGUGCUACUUCGUACCUACCGGCAGACCUCAGCCUUUCACAUCUACAUGCUCAACUUGGCAGUGUCAGACUUGCUUUGUGUCAGUACGCUACCUCUACGUGUAAUUUAUUACGUCAACAAAGGCCAGUGGAACAUGGGUGACUUUCUUUGUCGAUUCAGUUCCUACGCAUUGUACAUGAACCUCUACUGCAGUAUCUUCUUCAUGAUGGCAAUGAGUUUUACCCGUUUCUUGGCCAUUGUGUUUCCAGUGCAAAACCUGAGGUUAGCCACAGAGAAAAAUGCCUGGAUAGUUUGCAUGUGCAUUUGGGUGUUCAUUUGCACCACCAGUUCACCCUUUCUCCUCUCUGGACAGCAUUUUGAUGAAAAAACUAACAAAACCAAGUGUUUUGAACCACCAGAAAAUAAUAAAAACCUGACCAAACUGAUUUUGCUGAACUAUUUUUCCCUGGCGGUGGGUUUCAUUGUUCCCUUCUUAGUUAUAUUGCUGUGUUAUGUCGGCAUCUUGCGCACUCUACUCAGAAACAACACUGUUGUGAACAGGCAGCGUUACACGCGCAACAAGGCCAUUCGAAUGAUUCUCGUGGUGAUGCUGGCUUUCCUGGUCAGUUUUAUGCCCUAUCACAUUCAACGGACACGGCAUCUUAAUUUCACAAGUCGUAAAGACACUACCUGUGAGGAGAAAAUUUAUAUGCAGAAGUCUGUGGUUAUCACUCUCUGCCUGGCUGCUGCCAACUCGUGCUUUGACCCAAUGCUUUAUUUUUUCUCUGGAGAAAAUUUUCGAGUCCGCCUCUCCACCUUUCGCAGGGCUUCUGGUAAUAUCAGUAGCACCCACCAGAAUCGGCAUCGUCUUCAAAGCUCCCCACCUGUGGAGGAAAGUGAACUUCAGGUGUGUAAUGGCUCAACUUGGAAGAAUUAAAAUGAUGUUUAUCUGACACACACAAUCUUAAUAUGUACAUAAUAAUCUGUCAGAAUGUAAGUUACAUAAUCUACUUGCAUAUAUUGAGUUAUGCAAAAAGUAUUGCAUUUAUCUUGCUAUAGAUAUACAGGGAUAGAAGAUAUAACUGGGAUACCUUGUGUAUUUACUUAGAAUAACGUCUGUAUUUAUGUAUUUGGCAGACACUUUUAUACAAACCGAGUACAUUCAUAGCCUACUAUACAUUUUGUUCUGUAUGCUUCCUGGGAAACCUUAAGCUGCUUAAAAAAACUGCAGCUUUUUAUGUUUAAUCAAAUCGGCAUGUCUAUUUUUAAUUUUUGACUAGUGAUGUGAUGUGGUAUUGUAAAAAAACAGACUGAAAUUGCUAGUUAAUUUGAUAAGUAAUUUAAAAACAUGUGAAGAACAGUACUUCAUUACUAAACAGUAUAUUGGUAUAUUGGUAGUACUGUGGGAUAUAUUGAUGUAAAUCAUACCUGUCAACAUUGGGAUUUGAAAAUAAAGUAAAUUUCCCGAACCCUAAAACCCCUCCCCAAUCAUAACUUUGCAAGGGAAUGUAUGGGUACACUGACUUUCUUACUUAGUCAUUUAGUCCAAAUAUCUAAAAAUUCUUAAAUCAAGAUUUUUUCUUUAUGAGCAAAUGACCUAUGAAACUAAGUCUAGUUUUUGGGCAAAACAUAUACAAUUUAAUUGGGCGUGUGCUUAAAACAAGCAAAAAUAUCUGCCAGUGGGUUGAGAAUUUAUUUCUUGAAUUAAGUGUUUAAGAAAAAAGUAUACUUAUUUAAAGUUUUUUUUCUUACCUAAUUGGCAGAUUUUUUUGCUUGUUUUAAGCACACAUUCACUUAAAUUGUAUAUUUUUGUCUAAAAACUAGAUGUAAUUUUACUUAUCAAGAUAAAGCAUCUUAAUUAAUUUCCUACUGAAAACAAGAAAACUACUAAGAUUAAUGAUUAAAAUGACCUUAGAAUAUGAAUCUAGAUUUUAGACAAAAAAUAUCAAAUUUAAGUGUAUUUGUGCUUAAAACAAGCAACAAAAAAGUUUUUUGUGUAUCCGCUAUUUUAAUAAAAAAAUGCGACGUAAAUCUUGAUAUAUUUUUUCUGCAUUUGCACGUUUAAAAGGUGUAAAUGCCGUAAGUGCAGUACAACGCCAACUGAGGCAGAAAAUGUUUGCUAUUGUUCGUGUUGUUUACAUUACAUGCACGUAUGCGCCGACUGCAAACAAAACACGUGAGAUUUUGAUUUACUUACGCCUGUAGUUGUGACUCCUAAACAGUGUCUUUUAAAGUUCAUCAGUUAGAAACAAGUGGCAAAUACAGCGUCAAACUGAGCCUUGUUUGUAAAGCAAUCUUCUGCGAAAUGCAGCCAAGGAACAAACAUAAACUCAUUCGCAAUU